CAGCAUCUGUGUGCUGGAGUGGCAUCGUUCCUCUAGCCGGCGUGUGGACAUGGAUCUGAACAGAGUGAUCGUGAUCUUCACUGUGAUGUCUGCAUGCAUGUGGAGGACGACUCCGGCUCUGUCUCUCUCAGUCCCAGAUAAGGUGUCUGUUCUGGAGGGGUCUUGUGUCGUCAUCCCCUGCUCCUUCAGCCCAGUUUCCGUCGCACGGAGGAUGGAGGUUCGGCUCACGAGAUCCGCAUUCUUCAACCUGAAGAGGACGGUGUUCAGCAAUCACCCUGGAGACACCAUUCAUCCAGACUUCAGAGCACGCACGUCUCUCGCGGGGAACAUCGGGUCAGGCGACUGCUCCAUCAACAUCAGCCCAAUCAGAACGCAAGACCAGAACAUCUAUGAACUACAGCUGAGGGAGCAGGGUCAAAGGUCAUGGGCUGUGGGGACCAGAAUCAAUGUCAGCGUCACCGGUACACCCGAGCCACCUGAGGUCAGUGACCCAGGGCCCGUGAAAGAGGGCAAGCAGGUGGAGCUGAACUGUUCUGUCCGGCUCAGCUGUCCAUCGGAGCACCCCCGUCUGCUGUGGACGUUUGAGCGCGGGGAACAGGAGGGCAGCAAAGUGCUCAGAGACACAGAGCUACAGCGAGACCCGGGGCAGUUACCGGUACUGCGCUCUACCCUGACCUUUAACCUCUCUCAACACACAAACCCACGAGUGAGAUGUGAGGCGGUCUAUCCAAAGAACCGGAAAACUGCGGCUGUCAGAGAGAUCCUCGUUCAUUUUCCUCCUAAAGACGUCUUCAUUCAGGUCCAGACUCUGUCGGUCACAGUCGGAGGAAACGCUCUGCUGUCGUGUUCCUGUAAGGCCGACCCGCCGGUGUCAGAGUACCAGUGGUCUUACGUUCAGGCUGGACACACUGUGAUCCUCUCCAAACGCUCUCACAGCGUCCGCAUCUACAACGUGACCCGAGACACACGCGUCCAGUGCACCGUUAGCAACAGACUGGGGCAGACAAAGUCACCGCUCACAGGCAUCAAUGUACAGUAUGCACCUGUGAUUCUGCCCAACUCCUCCUGUGAGUGGGACAGCGUGCUGCUGUCGUGCACCUGUGCUGUGGACUCAAACCCUCGUCCGGCGGUCACCUGGAGUGUGAACGGCUCUCAUCUGCCCGACGGAUGUAAUUUGUCUUUUUCAUAUUCCAACAACAUGAUGAUGGAGACUCUUACAUGGGUCUCCGACUCUCCACUGCCGGUGACAUGUUACGCCAUCAACGCGCUGGGCAAUGACUCUCGCAUCCUGUUUGAGGGGCAGAAAGGUGAUCUGUUAUGGACUCUGAUACUGGCCGGAUCGGUCCUGCUUCUGUUCCUCCUGUCGGGUCUGCUGAUCGUUCUCUGCUGUUGCAGGACCAACAGACGGAGACGUGUCAUGACCUACAGAACUCCUGCAGUGAAUCUGAGCAUCUAUCAGGAGCGCAUGCCGUUGUACAUUAACUGCAGUGAGGUCACGCACAUCUACACCAAUGGCAGUUACCAGCUCGUCUAUCAGAACUGCACGCCGCUCUUCGUACGAAGCAAACAGAUUCACAAGAGACAAAGACGAGGAGCCAGACGACUUCGGGCGAGAGAGAGAGAGAGAGAGAGAGAGAGACCGACCCCUGUAAUAACCGAUCCUGACACGGCCAUAUAUGUGGAGGUCAUAUAAUCACACCCAUGACCUUCAUCCAUGAAACUGAAACUUAAUAAAUGUUCCAUGUGUGUGUUUAUUUGCUCCAGUUCUCAUCGUUUCUAGAGUGUCUGUUAUAUAUGAACAUUAGCCUUGUUAGGAAACAAAUGCAAAAUAAAAGUCCUUUA
Messenger RNA from Xyrauchen texanus (razorback sucker), 1842 nucleotides. RefSeq names its product sialic acid-binding Ig-like lectin 5 (gene psg4). Lineage: Eukaryota; Metazoa; Chordata; Actinopteri; Cypriniformes; Catostomidae. The record is from RefSeq and is a predicted model, not a curated record. The coding region runs from base 50 to 1693 and encodes 547 amino acids. The transcript is spliced from 8 exons.